Molecule: messenger RNA, 2567 nt
Organism: Anopheles funestus (African malaria mosquito)
Lineage: Eukaryota; Metazoa; Arthropoda; Insecta; Diptera; Culicidae
Gene: AIF
Product: apoptosis-inducing factor 1, mitochondrial
Exons: 5
Coding region: 134-2389 (751 amino acids)
Biological process (GO): apoptotic process; mitochondrial respiratory chain complex assembly
Cellular component (GO): cytoplasm; mitochondrion
Molecular function (GO): NAD(P)H oxidase H2O2-forming activity; protein dimerization activity; FAD binding
Source: RefSeq, a predicted model, not a curated record
AGCGCAGCCUGUUUUGCCGCUGUCAAGCGUGUGAGCAAAACAAAUCAAUGUGCGAACCGAAGUAACCAGGGAAAUCUAGUCUGCAGAACCGUGCACAAAAUACAAAAUUUUUAACUGCAAUUCCUUUUUCGUAAUGCUUUCGGUGUCCCGCAUUGCGGUCGGGAACGUGCGCUGCGUACAUCCGAGCUUUGUACGCGUGAGAAAACACGUUCCCGCUGGAGGCUUCACCCAAACGUUCGGCAGUCGACGAUGGAUAUCCAUCAAGGUAAAUCAAAGCCUGCUGGCGAAAGAGUCCACAUUGAGCCGACGGAGAAGGCAAAGCCCGACAGAACGCAAAGCGGAAUCGAAUGAUCCGUGCAGUUGUGAUGAAGACGAACCGAACGGUCCAAAUUCUAGUACCAUUGUUACACCAUGUGACGAAAAGCGUCGUAUCCCUAUGAUGGGCGAGUUGAUACAAUUUCCGAACGAUCCCAGUCCGUAUCCGGCCCCUCCAAGACGACACAUUCCUAUAAAUCGAUUUUUUCAGCCGAAACCGGUCGAAACAAUCCCCGAUCCUGUUUUAGUUUCUUGCGAAAAGUGCGAAAGUAAUGAAGAUCACGUAGAUGAUGUUCAGGAGGAAACAGAACAAAAAGCUGUUGCGAGUGCGGGUGGUCCCACAUGUCCGCCACCUCCGCCUCCACCGACUCCGAAACAAUCCUACACGGGAUAUAUACUCGGUGCCAUCGCUCUCACGGCAGGUGGUCUGGGACUUGCGUACUAUAAUGGGCUGUUUGAUGGACCAUCGCCCCCAACGCCGAUAGACGAAACAAAGGAAGAUCCGAGGCGAAAGAAGCAAACUUAUCCGGCUUCCGCAAAAGAUCUUCCAAAACACGUUCCUUACUUGCUGAUCGGUGGUGGAACCGCGAGUAUCGCAGCUUUUCGAUCGAUCCGGGGCCAUGAUCCCAAAGCGAAAGUGAUGAUGAUCACAAACGAGCUCGAAAUGCCGUACAUGAGGCCACCGCUUUCGAAGGAGCUGUGGUUUAAUCCGAUUGAAACGGAACCACUAAAGUUUCGACAGUGGAACGGCAGCGAGCGAAGUAUCUUCUACGAAUCGAACGAUUACUAUAUCGAUCCGAGUAAACUCAGCGAAGCACCGAAUGGUGGAGUGGCCGUAGCUCGCGGCUAUGAGGUGCACCGGUUGGAUAUGGUAAACCGGAAAGCUAUCCUUACGGACGGUACGGAAAUAUCGUACGAUAAGUGUCUGAUCGCGACUGGUGCUCGGCCGAAAAAUUUGCCCAUCUUUGAAUCGGCUCCACGAGCAGUUCGGGAGCGCGUGACUCUGUUCAAGAGUGUGCACGAUUUCGAGCAACUGUCGGCAAAGCUAGAGGAUGGCUGCCGGGUAGCUAUUGUUGGCGGAGGGUUCCUUGGCAGUGAGCUAGCGUGUGCACUUUCCAAGUCGGAACAAACGCGUAAGAAAAAGGUGGAAGUGUUUCAGCUGUUUCACGAAGCUGGCAAUAUGGCAAAGAUUCUGCCAGAAUAUCUAAGUAGCUGGACGACGGAGCGGUUACGCGAGGAAGGUGUAAAGGUGUGGCCAAAGACACAGAUUAAGGCAGUCGAAAUGCAGGGCUCGAAACUUAAGCUAACGCUAAUGGACGACAGCGUGCUGCUGGUGGACCGGGUGAUAGUGGCGGUCGGUUCGGAACCGAAUACGGAUCUUGCGAAAACUUCCGGACUCGAGGUGGACAGUAAGAAUGGAGGAUUUUUGGUCGAUGCUGAGUUAAGAGCAAGGUCGAACGUGUUUGUGGCCGGGGAUGCGGCUUGCUUCUACGACACAAAGUUCGGACGCAGGAGAGUUGAACAUCACGAUCAUGCGAUUGUGUCUGGGCGAUUGGCCGGAGAAAACAUGGUUGGACUGAAUAAACCUUACACACAUCAGAGUAUGUUCUGGUCCGAUCUUGGGCCACGCAUUAGCUACGAAGCGAUCGGUCUCAUCGAUUCUGCACUGCCCACUGUAGCUGUGUUCGCUAAGCGUACAGCAGAAGAGAUAUCCCGAGCAGUUGCGGCAGUCACCGCUGGUAGUAACGAUUCUGAGAAGCUGCAGGCAGCAAACGCUAACGUUAGCGUUGAUGUUAAACCCGUGGCUGUUGCAGGAGAGCAAAAGCAGGUCGAACCAGCGAAGGAGCAAAGUAAGGAACAGCAGGAACCGGAGGAUAGUUUCGAUAAGGGUGUCAUAUUUUAUCUACGCGAAAAGAAAGUCGUCGGUUUGGUGCUAUGGAACGUGUUUAAUCGUAUGGGAACGGCCAGAAAAAUUCUGGACCAGCACAGUGAGUAUGACGACCUGAAUGAAGUUGCAAAGCUGUUCAACCUUCACGAACGACCCGCGGAAGAUGAGGAAAUCGAGGCAGAAUAGUGUUCAUAGUCAUGGCAUGGUGUAGCAAAUUGUUGAAAAGCGCACAUAAAUCGUUGCUAGUGGCUUUGGUGGCGGAGUAUUGCUGAAAACGAACAGUAGAGAACAAGCAUUUUGCAAUAAUAUUGUAUGGUUAAGCUAAAAAUACAAAUUUCCGUGUCAAGAAAUAGCGUAAAACCUA